AUGAUUUCUACUUUACGAGCAGGCAAAUAUUGUCAUUUGCCAUUUUAUUCACGACAUUUUUUAUUACAUGAUCGAUCAACAAGUAUAAAUCCCAUAUCUCAAAUUUUCAUAUUAAGUCAUAAUUAUGCUAUUGGCACGAAAAAAACUGCAGCAACUUCAAAAAGUAGUAAUAGUCCAAAGAAAAUAUCAAAAAAAGAACUUACAAAGAAGCCUGUUAAGAAAAGGCAAGAAUUAAUGACUAUCGAUAAAUUAGAAAAAUUGUCAGAUGAAUUGUUAAAGACUCUUUGGGCAGAAAAGAAAACAUUAGCAAAAGAUUUGAUGACAGAAAAGGUAGAGUGUGCAGCGUCAUGGCAAGAUAUUGAACAAUUUCGACCAAACGUUAAAGAAUUAGAAAGUAAAAGUUUUCAAAUAUUAGCAGAAAAACUUAAUCGUUCAUUUUUGGUUUCACAUUUUUCAAAUUAUUUGAGAGCUAAUCAACAAAGUGCGGGAGGAACUAAAGAAAAAUUGAUAGAAAGAGUAAUUGAACAUAUCUGGCAAAUCAAAAAACUUAUUCCUGAUCCAUCGCUAUGCAUUAUAAAAGAAGAUGUGAUAUCAAAUCCUGUUGAUAUUUAUUUUAUUCUUGGGCAAGAUGGAGUUACUCUAGAUCAACUAGAAAAGGGAACUGACACCAAAAUCAAUGUCAAUACUAAUCCACAUUCUUACACAAUAUAUGGCACAAAAAACAAUAUUUUAAAAGUUAAAGAAGAAAUUAAAGGAAUAACGGAAUAUAAAAAUUUAACCUUAAAACUUCCCGAGAAUAUCAAAAACUCAAUUAAAAGCUUGGAUGAAAUACCAUACAUACAAGAUAUUUGUGAAGUAACUCAAACAUAUAUUGAACUUAAUAAAAAUAACCAGUUAAUUAUAUAUGGUCGAAAUGAUAUUAAUAUAUCAGAAGCCAAUAGAUUACUGAAUAUUGCUUGGAAAAAGCCAGAUCAAAGUGAAGCACAAGUUGUAUUAAUUAAUCCGAGUAACGAUAAAUUAUCCGAGCAUUUAUUUCUACCUAUUCAUGACGAUGAUCCGAUACCAAAUUACCAUAGAAAUAUGAAUUGGUAUCGUGUUGAUAAAACUAAAAUUAAGGGUGAUGAUGAGUUUAUAUUAGACGACCAAGAUUUAUUAGAUUCUAAAUUAAGCAUCUUAUAUGAAAAUGAAAGGCAUGAAAUAUUUUUAAAAGAACCUUUAUGGGCAACACUUAAUUCAAAUAAUAAUAAUGAAGAAUCAAAAAUCACCAGCUUUAAAAAAUUGGGUGAAUUUUUUAGAAGCUAUAUGAAAGAAGGUUCGACUUCAAAUUCACGACUUGAGUUAUAUGCAAUUUUUGGAUAUAUAUUAUUCCAUGAAAAUUCAAAUCACAACAAUAAUAAUUUAUUUAUGCCACCAAUAUCUGAGUCCUUUAAUAUUUCAAGAUUUCAGGAAUGGGUUUCACAAAAAAAUCCUACAAAAAUAUUUCUUCCAAGUUAUCCUCAUACAGAUUUCUUGGAAUCGUUGAAUAAAUUAACAAAAAAUCAAACAACCGUACAGCUAGAUUAUGCACCAUCCGAAAUAUCCAAUCAAUCUUUAUCUUAUGUGGCAACCCAUAGACUGAGCGUACUAUUUGACGUUGUUGAUGAUGAUUUGAAAAUCAAGGAUUUCAUUAUGUCUAGAAGACGUCUUUUUAUGGACACAUUAAUGAUGGAUCGCUUAAAAGAUUUUCGACUUGUAUCAGCUUUGAAUAAUUCUCUACUUGGAUUUCAAGAUGUUACAGAAUUUUCUAAUCAAUGUAAAUUAAAAAGUUUACAAAAUAUUUCAUGUCCAAAAAAAUAUUUUAUUACUUUAAAUCGUGACAAUGAUAACAAGGUAACUAUUCCAUAUGAGUUGGAACGAGCUUCAAUAAAUAUCAUUGACUAUUAUGAUUAUAAAGGUUUUAUCCUGUCAACAAGAAAAAUUUUCGAGAAAGAGUCUGAUCUUGCUAGAACAGAACUUAGAUUGCUUUAUAAACCAUCAUCAUUAAUAAUAGAACAAAAUAAUCGUGAUAGUCAAGAGGUGCAACAAUUGGCGGGGCAGGAACAAUCGGUGAAGGAACAAGUGGAGCAGACGGAACAGCCGAUAGUCAAUGAAUUAAAUAACAAAUCUUCGGAAGAAAAUAAUGAAAGCAAUGAUCCAGAAACUUGGGAGAAUUAUAUUUUAACCACGUUAGAUAUUGCCAACAAAUUAAAAUCUUAG
Entrophospora candida is the source of this 2235-nucleotide messenger RNA. The record is from the annotation of a GenBank genome assembly. Lineage: Eukaryota; Fungi; Glomeromycota; Glomeromycetes; Entrophosporales; Entrophosporaceae.